AUGCUGUCCACUAACUCAUCCUCGAGCAUCCAAAAGCGACGCCAACAACAUCGCCGACAACAAUCGCUCGAGGUACCCAUACUAGCGACCCCACUACCUGCACAUCGACAACGAAAUCCACACCAGCAACACGCACACCGACGAGGCCUCUCACUCGACCAGAGCCUUACCACAAUCGACACCGCCGCUGGAUUUCGCCCAUUACUACCGCAGGAACACCCGGAUCACCACCCAUCUGGAUCGCCAUCAGUACGGAUACAACUGGAUACUAACAUAGGACCACCUUUGGCCCAACAGCAUUUUGUGCAAGAAUCGCAGCAGCAAAGACCACUUACAGCUCAGCCGGGCUACUUACCACAGGACUUUCAGUCCCAUCUACAGCAACAAUUGAACGGCAGUGUCGACGCUCACAUCGACUUCAAGCCAGUCAUCGCAUCACCUCAGCCACAACAUCCGCAGCAGCAAAGAGCAUUAGAAGAGCUCCAACAUCAUCUGGCGUGGUACCGUGACAACUUCUCCAGCUCACCCAACCCAGCAAUGCAGAACACACAAAACAUCGAGAACAGCGUGCAGCUCAACGUCGGCAUGCCAGGAGCACCCGUCGGAGUCGCCAUGCCACUCAUGCAUAGCGCACAGGCAAUGCCCGUCACUCCAAUCUCGCAGUGCAACGCACGCACCGUGCCCAAUACGCCUCAGACACAUGUCCAGUCGUGGCCGAGUCCACCCCCAGGAGGCUUCAAGCACGCCCGCAGCCAGAGCUUCCAGCUCGACGUCGCACCAAUGCCCGACUCUUCGAGGAAUCUCGGAAUGAAUCUACCAUUCACGCAGAUCAGCAACUCUUUCGGUGCCGACUCGGUCAUUUUCAGCAACGACGGCGGGUAUGCAUCUUCAGCAUACUCGUCUUCCGCCGUCGACCCGAUGUCGCCAGGCCGUCAGCAGCAGAUUGGCCCGAUGCCGACACUCUUCGAGGAGCCGCCAAUGCACGAUGGACAAGCAUCCUUCGGCCACUUCCAAGGCCCAUCACUCCUGCUCCAAGCCACUGCCGCCGCUCAAGACUUUACCGAGCAAGACUUCGACUUCGGACCGGGCGCAUUGUCGCCACGCCAACAACUCAUCAACAGUCUUGGCCCAGAUGUCCCAGCUAGCAUUGUUGAGACUGGCGUCGCAGCCUACGAGGUCCAGCAGUACAUCGGCGAGCUCAACGAAGCCGACAACAAGUAUCCCUGUCUCUGGGAGGGCUGCAAUAGACGCUUCGGCCGCAAGGAGAACGUGCGCGCUCACGUUCAGACUCAUCUGGGCGAUCGUCAGUUCCGGUGCAAUCUCUGCGAUAAGACAUUUGUCCGCCAGCACGACCUCAAGCGCCACAUCGCCAUUCACAGCGACGACAGGCCUUUCGUAUGCCCGUGCGGCACGGGCUUCGCUCGUCAUGAUGCUCUUACUCGCCAUCGCCAGCGCGGCAUGUGCACUGGCGCUCUUCCAGGCUUCGAGAAGUCCGAGGAGGAGAAGCCGAAGCGUGGCAGACCGAAGAAGGAACGCCCGAACCUCGAAGACCGCACCGACAAGGCAUCAAAGCAGCGUAAGAAGAACAACGCGAAGGAGGCCGCUGGUCAAGAUGACGAUGCUGAGCUGCAGUUCAACUACGCCAGCUCGAGCUCCGGCGCCAGCGAUCGCAGCUUUCCCGUCACGCCACCCGAUACCUCUGACGACUUCAAUACCGACGCCUUCCUGAACAUGGCCGGUGGUGAUAUUCAAUUCGCGAACGUCACCGCCUCAUGGCGCGACACGCCUCCCACCUCACCACCUAGUGUCCGCCCGGUCAAGACUAUCGACAGUGGCAACCCGACCUUUGACUUCGAUGUCCCCGUCGGCAUCUCGCCAGCUAUGCUUUCGAAUGCCAGCUCACCACCAGUCGUCCCGGGUGCCAUUGAUACUCACACACCACAGAGCAACCACGACAUCUUCGAUAACACAUCUCCGUCCAACUCCAAUGAUGCUAGUGGCUCGUUUAACGGUGGCUCAAGUCCGGCAGACGACAAUGACCUCUUUGGCGGUUUCGAGACCGGCAUCUCCGUCCAACCAGACGCGAUCAACGACGCUUUCUCGCCUCCCGGAGAAUCGUAUGGCGGCUCGAGCGUGUACAACUACUCCGACAACGGUCAUGCUGGCCACAACGUCUUCGACAAGGAAUACAACGAGUUCACCGCCUCUGUCGACAUGGAUGACGGUAUGUUUGCUUCGCUCAUGCCGGCCAUGAGGACGGACAACGAGCGCGUGUUCGCAGAUAUGCUCGAAGAUUGGGUGGCGAAUCACUAG
Messenger RNA from Recurvomyces mirabilis, 2313 nucleotides. It is a transcript of the gene ACE2, whose product is annotated as Metallothionein expression activator. Gene Ontology annotation, cellular component: nucleus. The transcript has a single exon. NCBI's taxonomy places the organism in Eukaryota, Fungi, Ascomycota, Dothideomycetes, Mycosphaerellales, Teratosphaeriaceae. The record is from RefSeq and is a predicted model, not a curated record. Gene Ontology annotation, biological process: regulation of transcription by RNA polymerase II. Gene Ontology annotation, molecular function: RNA polymerase II transcription regulatory region sequence-specific DNA binding; DNA-binding transcription factor activity, RNA polymerase II-specific. The coding region runs from base 1 to 2313 and encodes 770 amino acids.